GUUACUGAUAAAUGAAGAGGACACGAAAAUAGCCUGUAUUGAAAUAAUACUUUGAAUAUUCCUCUUCAGUUUGUUGGCGGGAUCUGAGAACCCAUUAUACGGAAUAUUUGUAUUGGAUUUCUUCGCUCUUGGCUAUGGCAUUGGAAGGAUUCCUUCAGCCUAAAUGUAUAAAAUGGCGUUUGUGUUGUGGACUGCGGUGGCAAGUACUUAUUUUCCUCCUGUAUUUCAGUCAUAUUGUCAGUGGCCAAAUCCGCUAUUCCAUUCCGGAGGAGAUGAAGAAAGGUUCUCUUAUCGGUAACGUAGCUCAAGACCUGGGGUUAGAUUUGAAAAGGCUCAGAGCGGGUCGGGCCCGUAUCGUGACCGGAGAAAGCAUUCAGUACACAGAGCUGAAGACAGACAAAGGGAUUCUAGUCGUGAGUGAGAGAAUAGACCGAGAGCAGCUUUGUGGCGACGUCACACCGUGUAGCUUCAACUUCGAAAUUAUUCUAGAAAAUCCAAUGGAGCUUCAUCCUGUGAAAAUAAUGAUCCAGGACCAGAAUGACAACUCGCCUCAGGUUCUGUAUCCAGUCCAGACUAGCAGCUCUCUGGUGGCUGAAAUGGUGCCUCGUUCAGCAGAUGUGGGCUACCUUGUUACUAAAGUGGUGGCUGUUGAUAUAGACUCUGGACAGAAUGCCUGGCUCUCGUAUAAACUGCAGAAAGCGACAGACAGGGCGCUGUUUGAAGUGGGUUUACAGAAUGGAGAAAUAAGAACUCUACGCCAUGUCACUGAUAAAGAUGCUGCGAAACAAAGGCUCACUGUUGUAGUGGAGGACAACGGGCAGCCCUCUCGUUCAGCUACAGUCAUUGUUAACGUGGCGGUGGCCGACAGCUUCCCUGAAGUGCUCUCGGAGUUCACUGACUUUACGCACGACAAGGAGUACAAUGACAACCUGACUUUUUACUUAGUCUUGGCUUUGGCUGUAGUCUCAUUUCUGUUCAUCACAAGUUUAGUGGUUAUUAUAUCAGUGAAAAUAUACAGAUGGAGACAGUCUCGCGUCCUCUAUCAUUCCAGUCUCCCGGUUAUUCCGUAUUAUCCACCGCGUUACGCAGACACUUUGGGGACAGGAACUCUACAGCACGUGUACAAUUACGAGGUGUGCAGGACGACUGACUCCAGAAAGAGUGACUGUAAGUUCGUCAGACCCUGUAGUCAGAAGGUACUGAUAAUGGACCCCAGUUCUACAGGGACGAUGCAGCGGAUGCAGAGUGAAAAUAACAUCCUGGAUGAAACAGACUCUCCAAUAGAGGGCCGCUGUUGA
Oncorhynchus gorbuscha (pink salmon) is the source of this 1298-nucleotide messenger RNA. Its product is annotated as protocadherin beta-16-like. The coding region runs from base 135 to 1298 and encodes 387 amino acids. Gene Ontology annotation, molecular function: calcium ion binding. Gene Ontology annotation, cellular component: plasma membrane. Gene Ontology annotation, biological process: homophilic cell-cell adhesion. The record is from RefSeq and is a predicted model, not a curated record. The transcript is spliced from 3 exons. NCBI's taxonomy places the organism in Eukaryota, Metazoa, Chordata, Actinopteri, Salmoniformes, Salmonidae.